GUACCGGGUAGAUAUACUUGCUCCGUCAAGUAUCCACCAGCACACUCCUUCUAUCUGCCAGGAGCUUCAGGAGCCAAACAGUUACGGACCUUGACUCGUCAGCCUCUUGUCCGGACGUCACACCUUGCACCCACCUUGCUUCUUCUUCACACCCACACCCACAUCACAACACAUCUUUCUUCCAAACCUGCGAUAUCCAGCUGCCUGUCCGCUUCAUCCACGUCAACUUCUCUUCUUCUUCUCUCACCCACCUCGCUCGUCCUCCGCCAUCGAAACUACGUCCAAUCCCGACAGUACCGCAAUCUACAACUCGCCAAAAUGGAGCUCUCCGACGCCUUCCGUAUUGUCAACUUGGCCACCGCGACUAUCAUGGUCCUCGGCGGCAUUGCCCAAUUCUUCAACUUCAACUUCCAGGGUAUCAUUGUUGGCGCCUACGUGAUCAUCUUCGGUCUCUGCACCGCCUUGCUCGAGUUCCAAAUCCCUCCCCAAGUCUCCCGCUACGCCUCAUUCCUCUUCUCGUUCGUUGGCCGUGGUGUUUUCUACAUCUUCAUCGGUUCCAUCCUUCUCUCCGACGGCGUCUUCAAGAUCAUUGCCGGCUCUAUUGUCGGCCUCAUUGGCGUCGCCUACGUCGUCCUCGAGUUUGUUCCCCAGAUCGAGCCGCCAGCCAACAUGCGCGAGGCCGACGGUGGCUGGGGCGCAGAGCAGGUAUACUGAAAAGAGACGGGGAACUCGACAUCGCGCAAACGAUCACGACAAUCAAUCCUCAGCUUCACCCAUGAGAAUGGGGAAGAGAAAGAGCGAGAAGAGAAGCGAUCAAAAAGGAACGACAGUGUGGGAAAUUUCGACGAGAAGUUCCCUUAUGUUUGGCCCCACCAGGCAGGCUGUAUAUUGUGUGUAUUCACCACUGUAAGGCAGGAAUGAUGUGAGUGUGUGUUGUGUAGGGAAAGAGCAUAUGCUUCAUUGCGUUUCGACUGUACGACGGAAGACUGUGCCAGGUCUAGUGGCACCUUGUAUGACUUUUUUCUUAGAUGGUGUAAAGGAGAAAGGGAGGCCGGGAAAAGUAGGGUAUUGUUUGGGAUUCGCAAUGGCUAGUCGUAACAGACCUGAUUUUUGCCCUCCAGAA
Molecule: messenger RNA, 1123 nt
Organism: Colletotrichum godetiae
Lineage: Eukaryota; Fungi; Ascomycota; Sordariomycetes; Glomerellales; Glomerellaceae
Product: COPI associated protein
Exons: 7
Coding region: 319-714 (131 amino acids)
Biological process (GO): vesicle-mediated transport
Cellular component (GO): Golgi membrane
Source: RefSeq, a predicted model, not a curated record